AUGACAGCCAUCUCGCCGCGCGUCUCACUUUUGCUCAACGCGACGACGCUUCAGAGCUUCAGCUUUGGCGAGUGCGACACGAUGCCAACCGCAUUCGACGACGAGGACGAGGCGGCUUUGAUCGCUGCGGCAGAGCAGGAGGGGGAUAGUGAUAGUGGCCAGGAGCAAGCACAAGACGAACCGCCGUGGGACCAAGUCGGCGAUGUUCUCGAUCCACGCGCCGAUCCACGCGGCGACAACUCCACCGCGACAACGACCCCAACUCAGUCGACGAGCAAUCGGACCAGCCUCAAGCAGUCGACCUUGACUUUCCAGCAACGACAACCGCAAGAGUAUCUCGUCGGACUGAAUACCGCUCAGCUCGCAGCCGUCACGGCCGAUCUUGGUAGCCUGCAGAUCCUCGCGGGGCCGGGCAGUGGUGAGUGGUGAUCGACCCGCACGCCAUCAAGUUCGGGGAGACCCGUAACAGUGUCAACACGACUCGAACAACUCACGCCACGUCUCUCUCAUCCCCCCCGACCCGCGAACCAGGCAAGACCAAAGUUUUGACGAGCCGAGUCGCGUACCUGCUCCAACACUACAAGAUUCAACCUCAACACCUCGUCGUGUCAGUCCUGGCCUCGGCGCUCGCCACACAUCUUGCCGCGGUAUCCCCGCUGAACCAGUUUCCCCGGGGCCAUCACAGGGUUACAUUCACCAAUAAGGCUGCAAACGAAAUGAAGACGCGGCUGGCUUUGCUCGUCGGCAAGGAAACCGUUGAUAGCAUCAUCAUCGGCACCUUGUGAGCGACGCACUCUCCGAAACGAGUCCCAACAAAAUUCGGCUGACCGUACAUCGUUCGGCACGUCGGCUUCCAGCCACAGCGUGUGUGUGCGCUACUUGCGACGGUAUGGUCGGCGUAUCGGCAUCAGGAAUGACUUUACAGUGGCCGAUCGGGAUGACUGGUCAGUCAAGUUCCGCCGGCUCGCAUACACGCACUCUAUCAGCGCUCAAUCCUGAACAUCGUUUGCUCACCGUGACAGUCUCGCCACCGCCAGACGAGCAGUCGUCACCGCCAAAUGCCCCGAGAAUUUGCGCAAGGAGCUCAACCCUAAAUAUCUUCUCGACGUCAUCACAAAGUGCAAAGCGACCGGUCUCUCGCCUCGAGCCUAUCGAGCCCAAGGCGAUUCGAUCGACUACUUCAAAGCGAGAGAAAAAACGGAUGCGAUCGCCAACAUUUACCAGUUCGUUUUGCAGAUCAUUGAUCAAAGUCUUGCAGCCCCCAAAAUCUGAUGCUUCGCCCCACGCGUGCUCUACAGGGUCUAUGAGGACGAGCUAGGAAGGGACAACGCGCUCGAUUUCGACGACUUGCUCGUGCGAGGGUCAGUGCCCAAAACCGACUCGAUUGACCCUAAGAGAGCCGCUGAUCUGAAUCUGAGCUCUGACAUGUCCAGCCUUGAACUCGUUCGCAAGCACGAAUCCAUCAUAUCCGACAUUCAGUCCGUCCUCAUCGACGAGUUCCAAGACACGAAUGCGAUCCAGUACGACUUCGUCACGACCAUCGCCCGCGGCUGCCAGUCCCUCACCAUCGUCGGCGAUCCCGAUCAGUCAAUCUACGGCUGGCGCAACGCCGAAGUCGGGAACCUGGAACGUAUGGUCAAAGAUUUCAAGCCGGUUAAGCAGAUCUUUUUGGAGGAGAAUUACCGAAGUACAGGAGCGAUCUUGGGUGCCGCUUUGGCCGUUGUUCGGCAGGGUACGGAGACACCCUUCAAUCGUAAAAUGAUGGGAGUGACGAAGCUAAUGGGCUACGUCUGGGAAUUCUCAGACGCGAACCGAAUUCAAAAAGGGCUAAAAGCAACACAUGGUGCCGGAUCGUCGGUCGUCCUCCAUUGCGCUUCCAAUGCCUACGAAGAAGCGAGCUUCAUCGCAGCUCAGAUCAAGCAUCUCGUCGCCCAUACCGGCAACCUCGUCGAUUAUGGUGAUGUCGCCAUUUUGUUGCGCUACGGGGCACUAUCGAGAAACAUCGAAGUGGCACUGCAAAAAACGGGGAUACCGUCGAGGAUGGUCGGUGGUCACAAGUUCUUUGAUCGAGCAGAGUAAAUUUCUUUGGUCUCGCUUCCAACCCCUUGAUCGCUCACUGUGAGUUGUGCCAUAUCAUGCAGAGUCAAAGACAUCAUCUCGUACCUACAAUUGGUCGACAACCCCUCAUACACCGCUGCCUUUGUCCGAGUUGUGAACACGCCCCUCAGAGGAAUCGGGGACAAGACCAUUCGGGACAUCAUCGCCCAAGCCAGACUGAAGAACCUUUCGGCUUUCGAGCUUUGCAAGAAAUUAGCGAACGGGAGUGGACAAGUUUCGUUGACAUCGAAGCAAAAGAACGGGAUGCAAUUUUUUGUCGAGUUGAUUUUGGAGCUGCAGCGGAAAGCGCAUGAGGUGAGUCGGUCGAGCACGGGUAUGUUACACUUGAGUUGGUGGUAAGGACCUGACCUUCUGUGGGCUCGCACGUCAGGGAGCAACGGUACCGGACUUGAUUGACGCCUUGACUGCGAGCCUCAACUACCAAGCCCAUCUCGAGAAAUCUCAAGGACCCGACGCCAAGGAUCGAUGGGAGAAUAUCGAAGAGCUCAAAGUGAGGACACCCAUCGCGCCCUAGGAACGUUCGUGCUUGUGAGCUCAUGACCAGAGCCCAACUUCUCCACGCAGGCUUUCGCUACCGUCGUCGCGGAAGAACACCCAGAAGGCGUCGACGACCUCGUGCUCCCCGAAGACGAAGACUUUGAAGAGGUUGCAAUCCCCGCGAGAGGAAAAGCAGAAGAUGCCGACGACGAUGCGUCGACCUCAACCAGAUCGGCACCGGUUUUGACGGGCACCAAAACGGACAAUCCGUUGAGAACAUUCCUAGCCGUGUCGAUGCUUGCGACUGACUCGGAGACGAACGAAGUCAAGGAGAACUCAAAGCAGAGGGUGAGCACGGGACAAAGGCCAUUUAAGCAGUACCCGGGACUCACGGGCUGGAUGUACGUCGGAACCCGAGCAGAAAGUGACGCUGUCGACAUGUCACGCAGCCAAGGGACUCGAGUGGCCCAUCAUCUUCGUGCCUGCUUGUGAAGACGGUGAGCUCGCUUCAACGAACGAGCGAAGAGGUUACCCCCGAGGCUCAUGUCGUCUCGCAUUCCCAACUAGGUACCUACCCUUUCUACCGCUGUCGAAAGGACGAUGAGAUUGCCGAAGAGAGGUCAGCCAAUUCUGAGCGGGACUUCCCUUUCCUCACGAGUGUCAACCUGACAGCCCGUGUCCCGUCUACAGGCGUCUUCUCUACGUCGCGAUCACAAGGGCGCAAGGAUUCUGUACUCUGACGCAUUGUCAGCAGCGCAUGGCCGGAGGUUCGUGCUUGACAGAGCAUCUUUCGAGCUCUCCUCGAUGAUUAUGCUGAUGCUGAUGCACGCUACAUCCAUUUUGAUCACGCAAUAGCCGAUAUGGUCCAAAGAUAUUUGACGCCGUUCCUCAAGUCCGUGGUCAAAACUUAUCCAACGCUGUUCGUGCCAAAGUUGCAGAAAAUCGGUGCCGACACGCGGCAGGCGAUGGCAAAGGUGUUGGGGAGGGAGCCGCCGGAUGAGGCCGAGACGGCGAGGCUGAUCGAGGAGCAGUAGGUCCUACGCUCUCGGACAUAAGACAGGAAUGAUUCGGGACGCUGAUGCAUUUGGCGAUGUGACCAGCAACAAGACCCUGCCGAUCGACGCUCCGAACGAGUCGAACCACCUUGAAAAUCGAGCAUUCGCCUCGAAGAUGAACCAACACUCGGCCAACAUGUCGGCAUACAACCACGUACGCGCUUCCUACUCUUCGACAGGUCCAGCUCCGAUACCAGCGGGCGCCAACGCGGGAUUCAGUUCGGCCUUGUCGACGUUCCAAAACGGGCCCAACGGAGUGGGCAGUUCGAGUGUCACCAAAUUCGGAAUGAUCUCGAGUGUCGGGUAUCGCACGUCCGCGGGACCUGCGAUGACCAAGUCGAGUAUUUCGAAGCCUCUACCGGCGACGAACAUCAUCCGAGCCUCGUCAGCGGGCAGUUCUUCCUCAUCGACGUCUUCCAGCGUAAUCAACUCAGCGGCUUUCAAGCCGCCUCGACCGAUGGCUGGCCGGCUGUCCUCUGCCCAGGGUACAAUCUCCUCAAGAUCAGCGGCGGCCUCGGCACAUCGCAACGGGCCUUUGGAACCCCCCGAAACUCGUUUGUCCAUCAUCUCGAAUGCCGUCUUGGUCGGCAGCGAUGCUGAAUGGAAGACCAAGAGCGUGCCUACGAAUCUGGCCGAGAGGUUCGUCAAGGGGGAAGGGGAGAGAUUGGCGCAACUCAGGAGUUUGGGUUUGGUGAGUGGCGAGACGCAGCCUUUCAAGUCUGCAAGUCGGACAGGGACGGCGAGGGCGGGGGCGGGUGAGGUUUCCCCCAAAAGGAGAAAGGUGUGA
Messenger RNA from Microbotryum saponariae, 4437 nucleotides. The record is from the annotation of a GenBank genome assembly. Lineage: Eukaryota; Fungi; Basidiomycota; Microbotryomycetes; Microbotryales; Microbotryaceae.